Haemonchus placei is the source of this 606-nucleotide messenger RNA. NCBI's taxonomy places the organism in Eukaryota, Metazoa, Nematoda, Chromadorea, Rhabditida, Trichostrongylidae. The record is from the annotation of a GenBank genome assembly.
AUGGUUAAAGCAAUGACACAUAAUGGAGCCUACGACUACGUUCCAUCCUCUUCCCUGGCUCCGUAUUCUGGUAUCGUAGCUCGGGCCCAUGACAGACGUGAUGUAGCCGCUAUGUCAGCUCGUAUUCAGAAAAUGGAACGAGCACUUGAUCUAACUAAAUACAUUCAACAAGUUGAAAAGCUGUUGGCUCAGCCUAUAAAAAUUCCCGGCUCAACGCUAGUUCAUCACCAAACUCGCGGACUGCCGGGUAAUCGACGGCCAAGUAUUUUCUCUGCCAAAGGAAUUUAUCCUACGGAAGAAAUACGGAAACACAAGCUCUCGAAAUUGUUCAACUUCCAACAUGUGAAAGAGCGGGAAUGGCUCCAGGAGAUUUUACUCGAGGAAAGCGAUUCGGACGAUGAUGGAGAGAUGGCAUUCACAGUACGCGACAUUCGUGCUGCAGUCAAGGUUCAUCAGAUGCGUCGUAAACUUCAGAAACGUUACCAUAGUGAUCGAUCAAACAGCCAAUUCACCUACUAUUCGGCUGGACUACUCAGCAACGACGAUCCAUUCCCAGAGCAUCAGUCGACAAUUCUGCGGAACCUGACGGCAAAUCGAUUGGAGUGA